UGAGGAAGGUGAUAUAUAUAAAGUCACUCUUGACUACGAGGAUGAUAAGGUGAAGGCAAUUAAAAUUAAGUAUUUUGACACCGUGCCCAUCGCUGCAUCAUUAUGCAUACUCAGAGCUGGUUUUCUGUUUGUAGCUGCGGAAUUCGGAAAUCAUCGAUUAUAUUCAUUCACAAGUCUUGGUGAUGAUAAUGACGAACCAGAAUGGUCCAGUGAAAGUUUUAUGGAUACUGAUUUAAAUCAUCAUGCAUCGGCAUAUUUUACCCCGAGAGAGUUACAAAAUUUGGAACGUGCCGAUGAAAUAGAAAGCCUGAAUCCAUUAAUUGAUGCCAAAGUUUUAAAUCUUACAGAUGAUGAUACACCACAAUUGUAUGCUUUAUGUGGAAGAGGUGCCGGCUCAACUUUCCGGAUAUUAAGGCAUGGUCUGGAAGUUUCUGAGAUGGCGGUUUCUGAAUUGCCUGGUAACCCUAAUGCCGUUUGGACUACUAAGCUUAAAUCCGAUGACGAAUUUGAUGCGUAUAUUAUUGUAUCAUUUGUGAAUGCAACCUUGGUACUAUCCAUCGGGGAAACUGUUGAAGAAGUAACUGAUACCGGAUUUCUUGCAACAACGCCCACGUUAGAUGUUCAUCAACUGGGUGAUGAUGCAUUGCUCCAGAUAUAUCCUCAAGGGUUGAGGCAUAUCCGUGCUGACCGCCGCGUAAAUGAAUGGAAAACACCCGGCAACAGAGCUAUAGUGAAAGCUACAACUAACAAGCGUCAAGUUGUUAUAGCAUUGACGGGCGGUGAACUCGUGUAUUUUGAGUUGGAUAAUCAAGGUCAGCUGAACGAAUAUCAAGAACGCAAGGAAAUGUCAGCAAAUGUACACUGUUUAAGUAUUGGGGAAGUUCCAGAAGGGAGACAGAGGUCAAGGUUUUUGGCUGUGGGUUGUGAUGACAACGCCGUCAGGAUUCUUUCUCUUGAUCCUGAUAAUACUUUAGAGGUUCUCAGCACACAGGGUCUAAGCGCGCCUCCACAAUCUCUAUCCAUCAUUGAGAUGAUGGAUAUUGGUACUGACGCUUCACAUGGAACACUCUAUCUUAAUAUAGGAUUACAAAAUGGUGUAUUAUUGCGAACAGUAUUGGAUACGAUAACUGGUGCAUUGACCGAUACUAGACAAAGGUUUCUUGGUGCUCGACCGGUUAAGCUUUUUCAGGUCAAAAUUCAGGGAUCUCCUGCGGUUUUAGCGUUGUCAAGUCGGCCUUGGUUAAGUUAUACUUUUCAAUCCAGAUUACAUCUUACACCACUUUCAUAUGAUAUGCUGGAAUAUGGAUCCAACUUUACAUCACCGCAAGUUCCAGAAGGUAUUGUGGCAAUUUCUGCCAACACUUUGAGAAUAUUUGCCGUGGAAAAACUAGGGACAGUAUUUAAUCAAGCAACAAUACAACUUAAAUAUACACCACGUCACUUUAUCCUUCAUCCAAUUUCGAGAAAUUUUGUUGUAAUCGAAAGUGAACAUAAUACAUUUUCUCCAGCGGAAAAGGAAAAGACAUUGGAAGCUAAGACCAAAAAUGGAUUUCAAUUUGAUCCUAAAUUAUUGGAAUUAGCUCCGGAGACGUUUGGUUUACCCAAAGCAGAGCAUGGAAAAUGGGCGUCAUGCAUUCGUGUUAUAAACCCUUUCCAAGGCGAAACAAUGUCAUUAGUGGAACUUGAAGAUAAUGAGGCCGCAUUUAGUAUUGCUACAGUAAACUUUCACGGGAAUAACAAUGAAUUAUUCCUUGUCGUCGGCACUGCAAAGGAUGCAAAUUUGGCACCACGAACGUGUUCUGCAGGGUAUUUGUAUGUAUACCAAUUCGUAGAUGGAGGAAACUCUUUAAAACUUGUACAUAAGACACAAUGUGAUGAUAUCCCUUUAGCACUAUUGGGAUUCCAAGGGAGACUUAUUGCUGGUGUUGGCAAAGCACUGAGAAUAUACGAUAUGGGUAAAAGGAAAUUGUUAAGAAAAUGCGAGUCAAAGGCGAUUCCAAAUUGCAUUGUUAAUUUACAUACGCAAGGAAAUCGCAUUAUUGUCUGCGAUAUGCAAGAAUCUGUCCAUUAUGCAUCAUACAGACCACACGAUAAUCGUAUCAUUAUUUUCGCUGAUGAUACUACUCCGAGAUGGAUAACAACCACCACAAUGAUAGAUUAUGAUACACUUGCUGGUGGAGAUAAAUUUGGAAAUUUUUUUAUUGAUCGGUUACCAGCAGAAACAAGUGAAGAAGUAGAUGAAGAUCCUACUGGUAAUAAAAUAAUGUAUGAAAAAGGAUACUUGAUGGGUGCUCCACAUAAGGUAUCUAUGAUUGUACAUUAUCAUGUAGGAGACAUUAUUACAUCCCUCCACCGAACAACACUUGUUGCUGGUGGACGUGAAAUCCUAACUUAUACUGGUAUAAUGGGUAGUAUUGGGGUGUUUGUCCCAUCUUUGACAAGGGAAGAUAUAGAAUUUUUCCAAACACUUGAAAUGCAUUUGAGAAACGAAGCAGCGCCUUUGGCGGGACGUGAUCAUCUUCAAUAUCGUAGUUUUUACGCACCUGUGAAAAGUAUGGUUGAUGGUGAUUUGUGUGAACAAUACAAUUUAUUACCGAUGGAUAAAAAGAGAAUGAUCGCCGAAGAAUUAGACCGCACGCCUGCGGAAAUACAAAAGAAAAUUGAGGACAUGAGAGUAAUGGCAGCGUUUUAA
Molecule: messenger RNA, 2692 nt
Organism: Dentiscutata heterogama
Lineage: Eukaryota; Fungi; Glomeromycota; Glomeromycetes; Diversisporales; Gigasporaceae
Source: the annotation of a GenBank genome assembly